AUGCUGAAUCAAUCAUCAGCGUCGCUGAUGAACGUCACCUCAUCCGUGCCCAUGCAGCCCUCCGCCUUGGUACAAACCAGCGGCGACAAAUACAUCAUCAACACCGGCGCGGGCCUGACGAUCAUCACGAGGCAGGCGUCCUGCGACUUCGUGGUCAUCAACUACAAUGACCAGGAGCCACGUCAACACGGAUCUCGGCCAGGCAAAGUCGUGAUUCAGUCCCUCAACGACGUCAAGAAGCCCAUCAACGUCAACUGCAAGAAGAGGGUCAUCGAGGAGUCCUACUCCUUCUGCCUCAACAAAAACGUCGCUGGCAUAACGGCCAUUGAAGCCACGGAUGUCGUCACAAACGCGGGAGGCACCACCCGCUCCAAGUACUACCCGGGUUUGUCCUUCGUCGACGACGCCGUCCAUGGCGUCAACAGCACCGCUGCCGGUCUCUACCUCGUGAUCUCGGAGCAGGGCUACGAAACGUCGAGCGGUGGACCGUUCUUCCGUGACAUCAACAACAAGCUUGGCGCCGGCCCUGAUGUCUCAACCCUCGACUUCAGCUUCUUCCAGGACCAGGAGCUCACGGGCUUUGUUCCGGAUGCCAAGUGUGGCGAGGUGGCCGGUACGAUCACCGACGCCAACGAUGUUUUGGGCGACUCGGAAGUCGUCGUAGUAUUCUCCAACGCUGACGCGCAGUACUGGGUCAAGGUGCCCGCAUGUAUCAAGACGUUCACGUCGCCCAAGAUGAAGCCCGGUACCUACUAG
Phytophthora sojae is the source of this 756-nucleotide messenger RNA. RefSeq lists its product as hypothetical. The transcript is spliced from 4 exons. Gene Ontology annotation, molecular function: carbon-oxygen lyase activity, acting on polysaccharides; carbohydrate binding. Lineage: Eukaryota; Oomycota; Peronosporomycetes; Peronosporales; Peronosporaceae. The coding region runs from base 1 to 756 and encodes 251 amino acids. Gene Ontology annotation, biological process: pectin catabolic process. The record is from RefSeq and is a predicted model, not a curated record.